GUUAUGUCUUUUGGUGCUGCACCGGUACUGACUGUAGUGGGAGGACAUACUUGAGCUAGAGCUUCCAUUCCACAUUCAACAAUUCAUCCAACCCACCAGAAACACAAAAUUAAUAAGGAUAUCAAAGAUUUCGAUUCUUCCUACAAUACUUAACUUUGGCUUUGUUCUUUAACAUUUUUACCUACACUUCAACUGUCUAAUCUACUUCAUACAUUUGACUUUACAUAAAGAGCGACCUAGGAAGCAGUUAAGAUGCUUCUAAGAUUUCGUGGUCCUGAGGGAACCGUCCGCAUUGCUGUUGAAGCAAAUGAAACUUUUGGUCAACUUGGUGAUAAGGUUGGUCUAUAAUGAGUUGCAUACAUCUAUAUGGACUUCUACUGAUGUGCCGUAGCUUUUAAAGCUCCUUCCAGAGAACCUUGACCCAAGGACUCUAACACUUUCAAAUGCGCCCAGUGGUGGGGAGGUCAAACUACUUAUGGAGAUUGCGGGAACCAAAGUAUCGCAGAUUGGUCUUAAGUAAGUUAGGAAAUAUAAACCUAUAAUUUCUCGUGCUGAUAAAUCGGAGGAAUGGUGAUAUGGUCUUCCUUAAUUAUAAGCUAUUGGAUAAUCUUUCCAAUGGUAAUUCUACUACUUCCAUCUCGACUCCCCAUUCAUCCCAUCUUACCUCCUCAACAAAUCGUUUAAAUGGAAGUGCCGUUCUGCCAGAAUCAAUACCUGUCAAUGUUCCAGCUCAAGCAGUGACGUCGCCGUCCGAAAAGAUCAAGAACCCUUGGGAAGUAGCUCAACAAUCGGACCUCGAUAACAGGUUAGACAAGAAAGAUGGAAAAAUUCCCAGGAAGAGGGAUACAAAGAUGUGUCGCCAUGGUGAGAAGGGAAUGUGCGAUUAUUGUAUGCCGUUGGAGCCUUUCAAUGCGCAAUACUUGGCCGACAAAAAAAUCAAGAACCUGUCAUUCCACUCAUAUCUGCGAAAGAUCAACUCGGCUACCAACAAACCAGAGUUAGGAAGCUCUUUUAUGCCUCCAUUGUCCGAGCCAUAUUAUCGUGUGAAGAAGAGCUGUCCAUCAGGACACCCUCAGUGGCCUGAGGGUAUUUGUACGAAAUGCCAACCUAGCGCCAUAACUCUACAACCGCAGGAAUUCCGAAUGGUAGAUCAUGUUGAAUUCGCGCAAGCAAGCCUUGUUGAGAAUUUACUUGUGUUUUGGAGGUCUACAGGCGCACAACGUUUUGGAUAUCUAUACGGUCGCUACGAGGAGUACACAGAGGUGCCGUUAGGAGUGAAGGCUGUUGUGGAAGCCAUCUACGAACCGCCACAAGUGGACGAGGUUGAUGGAAUCACAUUGAACGAAUGGGAGUCCGAGAAAGACAUCGAUGAGAUGGCAAGAUUGUGCGGCAUGGAAAGAGUUGGCGUCAUCUGGACUGAUCUACUCGACUCGGGUGCAGGAGACGGGACUGUCAUAUGCAAACGACAUAUUGAUUCAUACUAUUUAUCCUCGCUGGAAAUUGCAUUUGCUGCACGUUUACAAGCAAAGCAUCCCAAGCCUACGAAGUGGAGUGAUACCGGCAAAUUUGGUUCGAAUUUCGUUACCUGUGUAGUAACAGCCGAUGAGACCGGAGGAAUUGCCAUAUCUGCAUAUCAGGUCUCAAAUUCAGCCGUAGAAAUGGUUCGAGCAGAUAUUGUCGAGCCCUCGGCUGAUCCUGCUGUGAUGAUCGUUCGUAGCGAAGGAGAUGAUGAUUCUGAUACGAGCGCGCGAUACAUCCCCGAAGUGUUCUACCGAAAGAUUAACGAAUAUGGUAGAAGUGUUCAAGAAAAUGCUAAACCAUCUUUUCCAGUUGAAUAUUUACUCGUCACAUUAACUCACGGGUUUCCUAGCGAUCCCAGACCAGCAUUCAUGGCUAAGAGCUCUUUCACUAUCGAGAAUCGUUUAGUCAUUGGCCAGGAACAAGAUAUCAAGGACGUUGGCAAGCAAUUGGGACUUGAUAAAAACGGUCAGCUGACCCAAUCUAGCGAUGGUGUCCUCGCAGUAUCGGACUUCCAUCUCCUCUGCUUCAUUUAUAGUAUGGGAAUUCUAAGCAAAGUACGUACUUACAUUUCCCUUUUCCACGUUCAUGAACGAGAUGUUGAUAUUGUAUUUUGUAGGAAGAGAUGGCACUUCUCUGUCGCGUGGCUACACAGCACGAUUUAGCAGAUGGAUAUCAAUUGAUAGCAACAUCGGGAUGGGCAACUUUCCUUGCAAUUUUACAAUCGACUGGUGAGCGACCCCAAAAACGUCAUUCGCCAUUCGAUGGCGAUGGUCCUGCAGAGCGUCUUGCUAAAAGGGUUGGCGGGGUAAGGCUAGAUUGAAUGAAUAGUCAGCUCCCAGACUAUUUGAUUCUUUUGCGGCUUAUACUCUGAUUUUAAUAGGUCUCUAAUAGCCAAAACGUUCCGAGGCUCACUAACGUAACGGGAAAGCAAAUUUAUGCGGGCCGGGGGAAGGGUGGGGGCAGGAUUGGACAGCACGUUCUACCCUAUGAUUUAUUGGGGCGUAUGAAGAGGAAGCGAAUUAAGCUAAACCACGGCGCGGGGCGAGGACUGUCUGUGUUAAUGGAUAUGGCGAUGGCUUUCGUUAAGGAAGAGAUACAUAUAUGACGCUAGAUCCUCCUGGACGAGGAAAAGCAAAUAUCCCACACAGGCAUAUUCGCCUUGGGGUAUAUGAAGUAUUAUGAAAUCCAAUCACAUUACACUAUUCCACAUUCUGAGUUGAAAAUAUAAAAUCCACCAU
Messenger RNA from Sclerotinia trifoliorum, 2759 nucleotides. Lineage: Eukaryota; Fungi; Ascomycota; Leotiomycetes; Helotiales; Sclerotiniaceae. The record is from the annotation of a GenBank genome assembly.